Molecule: messenger RNA, 246 nt
Organism: Pocillopora meandrina
Lineage: Eukaryota; Metazoa; Cnidaria; Anthozoa; Scleractinia; Pocilloporidae
Source: the annotation of a GenBank genome assembly
AUGCAUAAGCAAGAAACAACUGCUGAUCUGUCUCUAAGUGCACUUAAAAAUCCAAAUAGCGAAGGCAGGUUUCCAGCCUUUUCAUUCCCUUAGGCCAGUCAAGGCUUUUCUUCCUUGCUUCUUUUUAUUUUCAAAGGUGUUGUUGAACAUAUAGCCUUUAUAGCAACAAUAAUUGCAUCAUUUUUAUUCCUCAGACCCCCAGCCUAUGCAAAGUGUGGAAGAUCCAACGAACCAAAGCACUGUUAA